This is a messenger RNA of Rosa chinensis, 1222 nucleotides long. Its product is annotated as pyridoxal 5'-phosphate synthase-like subunit PDX1.2. Gene Ontology annotation, biological process: pyridoxine biosynthetic process; pyridoxal 5'-phosphate biosynthetic process; amino acid metabolic process. The coding region runs from base 65 to 994 and encodes 309 amino acids. Gene Ontology annotation, molecular function: amine-lyase activity. Lineage: Eukaryota; Viridiplantae; Streptophyta; Magnoliopsida; Rosales; Rosaceae. The record is from RefSeq and is a predicted model, not a curated record. The transcript has a single exon.
CCCCCCCCCAAAUUCCCCACCCCAAUCCCAGAAAUCCUCUCUCAAAUCUUCAACCAUUUCCACCAUGGAGGCUCAAGACGGUGCGGUCACCAUCUACAACAGCGGCGCAGUCGCCGACCCCAAGAUAAAGAACCCCUACAGCCUCAAGGUCGGCCUCGCCCAGAUGCUCCGCGGCGGCGCCAUCGUCGAGGUCACCAACCCCGAUCAAGCCAAGGUCGCCGAGGAGGCCGGCGCCUGCUCCGUAGUCGUCUCCGACCCGCCCCACUCCUCCCGAGGCGGCAUUCUCCGCAUGUCCGAUCCCUCCCUCGUCAAGGACGUCAAACGCGCCGUUUCGAUCCCCGUCAUGGCCAGAUCCCGGGUCGGCCAUUUCGUCGAGGCCCAGAUCCUCGAAGCCAUCGGCGUGGACUACGUCGACGAGAGCGAGUACCUCGCCUUCGCCGACGAGGAUCAUUACGUCAACAAGCACAAUUUCCGGUGCCCCUUCGUCUGCGGCGCCCAGACACUCGGCGACGCCUUGAGGAGAAUCAGAGAAGGGGCCGCGGUUAUUCGGACCCAAGGGGAUCUAUCCGGGUCGGGCAAUGUGGCCCAGACGGUUCGGAACGUCCGGUCUAUUAUGGGGCAGAUAAGGAUGCUUAACAACAUGGACGACGACGAAGUCUUCAAGUUUUCCAAGAGCAUUGCAGCGCCCUACGACCUCGUCGCGCAGACCAAGCAAAUGGGCCGGCUGCCGGUGGUCCAAUUCGCCUCCGGAGGCAUUGUGACGCCGGCUGACGUGGGGCUGAUGAUGCAACUAGGCUGUGAUGGAGUGUUUAUUGGGUCGGAUGUUUUCGGGUCACCGGAUCCGUAUAAGCGCGUGAGGGGCAUUGCUGAUGCUGUGAGGAACUAUAAUGACCCGGAUGUGCUUGUGGAGACGAGCUCCGGGUUGGCCGGUCUGAUGGCGGGUAUGAGUCUCGGUGAGGACAGAAUCGAAGGGUUUGUGCGCGGAGGUGUUUGAUGAUGAUGGUGGUGUUAGGAAUGUCAAUCAUGUAAUGUAGCUCUUUCUUUGCUUGUGGUUAACUUGUUAAAAGCAUAAUGGGCGUGUUGUGUUUUAAUUUGUAGAGUGGUAUAGAGGGUAUACUAGUGUCUUCGUCUAAUGUGCAAUUUGUUCGCUUAAACUUGUAGUGUACCAAGUUUUGAUAAAACUACUGAUAUGAAUGAGAAUAAUACUGUCGUUUAUGUUUUA